GAUUAUCCCUUCAAAAUUUAAAAAAAGUUUUUUUAAAUUUUUUUAAAGGAAGUUUAUUUAAAUACAUGUACCACGUGAUUGGGACACGACACAGGAGCCAUAUUGGAAAUGCAUGUCGAAUGAUAGGACCAUGGAUCAAGAAGAAAAAGAAUCGCUUGCCCUGAACAGUUUCUUAGACAGUAUUGAGCUUAGUCAAGAAGAUAUUAAGUCUAGAGUGUCUCUCUUCAGCCACUUAGAAGCAUUAGCUGGAGCCGUAGAUUAUCAACCAGACUUUCAACAAACAUCAAUUACCGGAAGUACAAUGGAUGGUGUCUACUGGAAAGGGUAUGAGUCCGACCUUGACACAAUGGUUCAUAUCUCUUAUGUAACUGUCCUUGAAAAAGGCAAAAGUGUCGAAACGAAUAAGGGCCCUGUAUUCGAGAUGGUCGACGAGCAAGUUCAUCCGGGCUACACAAGGCUAAAAUUGAUAAAAGAGGGUCCUUGGGAGGAGAACAACAUAUUUUCAACUACUCCUGAAGGGGCAAAGUCGUUUUGCGUGGAGGAAAAUGGCAACUAUUUCCUGUCUGCUUACAAAAUGAAAUAUGCUUCUAAUCUGUAUUUGCAUGUCCCAGAGAAGCCAGUAUGGGUUGUACAGUCGAGUUAUGCAUACGGUGUCGAAUGGCCUGAUGACGUAGAACUGUUAGAACACGGUCCAUCUAUCUGCUUUACCGAUCAAUCCAAGAAGGACGAACCGCCGUCUGAUAUGGUUCCUUCGUUCACCUGUCCUGAAUGGCCGACAAAGGCAAUGGAAUGGGUCACCAGGAAACGUACACAUUGGCCAACUGAUGAAACAGUCAAAUCUCUCGUGAAAAAAGGUUGUAGAGUAGUUCCUGUUGGAUUCCGGGGAAGCAAGACGAAACAUAUUGAAUGGAGAAUUUCCUUCACUUUGACCGAGCGUAGCUUGAUUAAAACGUUCAACAACACACAAUACAAAUGUUAUGCUCUGCUGAAGAUGCUGUUAAAAGAGAUCAUCAACAAAGAAGUUCCAGAAGUUCUUUCCUCCUUCCACAUGAAGAACACGUUGCUCUGGACCAUCGAGAAAACUGACGCUGAAACCUGGAAACCAGCAAGGUUAACGUAUGCUUUCAUGGAAUGUGUACGAAACCUUGUCGGAUGGGUGAAAGAAGGAUACUGUCCAAGUUAUUUUAUAGUAGAAAACAACGUCUUUGACAUGAAAGUUGUUGGAGAAGAUCAGAAGAAAUUGGUCACUGUUCUAGAGAAUGUCGUAGCAAACAACUGGAAAAGUCUUUUGAUGUGUGAAACGUUCAAGAAAAAUGAUAGAUUCAUAGAACUUAUACAAGGACAGAGCGAAGAGUUUCUCGACGGGAUUGUUGAAGACUUCAAGGGUAACGACGCUAACGAGAUUUGGUUCAAUCAUGACAAAAAACUUUUUGAACGGUAUGAGCAUGCGCGAACUGAGAUAUUCAGCCAACUUGAUCAUCAAGAUGAUAUAGGACUGGCAAUAGCCAAUCAUCACCAAAUGAUAACGAAACUCCAAGGUGAGAGAUCUCCAUCCGAGUUUCAUGGUACUGUUAUUAAACCUCUUGUCCUUUCGGUGAAGUCAAAUCUGGGAUCACACUUAUUUGCUCUAAAUCAGAUGCAAAAUGAUGAAACUGGCGAGACGCUAAAAAUGGCAAAGGAACUCAUGGAGACAGGCAAGGCAUCGGACGCGACAUCUGGACCACUCAAACUUGCCAGCUUCGAAUUCAUGACUGGAAAUACUGCGAGAUGUUUACAGCUCACGGAAAAUAUCAUUUUAAAUCAGCACUUAUUCCCAACGCACCUUCCACAAUUUCUUCCGAAAUAUAUUGGCCCAACAGAUGGACAGUUGGAAAAAUAUAGAUAUUUUGUUUCAUCCAGUAUGACAGUAGCCGAUCGUUUUCAAAGCUCAGCAGCACAUGCGGUUAUCUUCUUCCCAUCCGAAAUUGAUGCAGCUCCAAACGCUGUCAGGUUCCAAUUGAACACUCGAGUUCCUGAAGCCGUACAACACAUUAGCUGGUUAAAAUGGGCUGUUUACGAUCCACUUGUUUUUGCACAUUUUCUACGUUUCCUGUGCUACCAAAAGACAAGAGAUGCCGAAAAAUAUCAAGAGGAACUGCAUGCUAUUGAGACUAUGCUUGAUAGAGACGAGGUUGGUUAUGAGAUGUCGGCCCUGAAUCUGUUAGGCUUCUCCUACAUGAGCGUUAACAACCUUGAAAAAGGUAUGGGCUACUUACAAAAGGCCAAAGACAUGGCAUUGUUGCCAGACGCAACCUUGUGGCAACUUGGGAACACAUUAAGCGCCAUGUUAUGCAACGGCAAGGGGAACUUCACGAAAAAAAUACCUAAAUACUAGAGGCUUUCUCAGACGAUCACCCACGCUAUCAGAGACAGACAUUACAUCCGACCAUUUUGCCGGAGUUACAGAAUUUUGACCUUACAAGUUUUUCAUAAUACUGUAGAAGAAAUCUCUUUUAAUAAUGUUUUUAAUGUCUGGCAUGGCCCAUAAAAAUGGCAUCAACUGUAAAAACACAAACGAGAAAAACAAGUUUCAUAAGACAGAAAAGAAAUCAAAGAGCAGAAAAGAAAGCAAUUUUUUGUCGGACAUCACUUGGAAAAAUAUUUUCCUUUUCAGUUUAAUGAAUGCGCCAGAAAGAAAUAGUUUUGAUCCAUAAACUCUAAAACGUGUGAAUGUGCAUUUCUAAAGCACAUAUUGAUGGCUUACCAAUAUUGUUUUAAAUGUAAGCGUAUCCAAAUAUUUUGUUCUGUGCGUUGCUAUAUUUACCGUUUACGUAAUUUUUGUAAUGAUAAAUUAAUGGCAGUAGCUGUGCAAAUGUUUCGCGCAAAUAACCAAUAUAAGCGUUUUGUAAUCGUGCAGCGCAAAUAACCAAUUUGUGAUUUAAGACAUACUGAUUUUAUCUUACGACAAAAUUCCAUAAGAGGACCUUUCCAUAUAAAAUUGUUUAACGAUACAAAUGACAAAAAAACAGACAUACUUGAAGGUGUGAAUUGUCCGAGCCGUUCUGUUUUAAGUGUACAUUUCUUUAAAUAAUAAUAAAUGUGAUCAUAUUUAUGCAGUUAUUUGAAGAAGAUACUUACAUCCUUGGUAAUUUACGUACUAUUUCUUUAAAAGUCGUUUCUAGAGUUACUAAUAGUCAUCCCAGAUGUAUUUUAUAAACACUUAUUAUUCUUAACUUUUUAAUGCUUUUAUAGUUUAACAUUUAAAAACUGAAAUUGUAACUUUCACAAAAACACGAAUAAAAUAUCAAAUCCUGA
Molecule: messenger RNA, 3294 nt
Organism: Mercenaria mercenaria
Lineage: Eukaryota; Metazoa; Mollusca; Bivalvia; Venerida; Veneridae
Exons: 2
Coding region: 113-2374 (753 amino acids)
Source: RefSeq, a predicted model, not a curated record